Messenger RNA from Lycium barbarum (goji berry), 1261 nucleotides. RefSeq lists its product as uncharacterized. The record is from RefSeq and is a predicted model, not a curated record. Lineage: Eukaryota; Viridiplantae; Streptophyta; Magnoliopsida; Solanales; Solanaceae. The transcript has a single exon. Bases 215 to 1087 code for a protein of 290 amino acids.
UUUUUAUAUCGCGCCAUCUCCCUUCCAUUCCCAUUUUCUUUCCAGCUCAAAUUCCUCUCCAAAAUCUCACUCAAACAGAGAAGAAAAAAAAGAAAAAAAUUUUUAGUAUACAUAAGUACGUAAAAAUGUACUAUGUAUUAUUACUAUUACAUACACAUAUAAUAUAGUUCUAAGGUUGAAGUUUUUUCAAAUUUGUUUGUCUUUGUCGUAGUCAAUGGCGACUGGUUGGGUUAAAUCAUGGCAAUGCAAGUCAAGAGCAUUAGACGACGUUGUUAACAAUCACCACCACCAUCAAUAUAACAUCUUAUCCAACUCAGCUAGUUGCAAAAAUGGUGUUAAAAACCUCAAAGAUGUAGUUGAAAACAACAAAAAUGGAAAACCAAGAAAGAAAAAACCGGAGCAACCAUCAACAAAGCGACCCGGUUCAAGAGGACCCGAACCCGGUUUGAAUAAUAGAGAGAAGUCUCGACCUAGUACUUCUGCAAGACUUCCACGUGGCACGACAGGUUCGUUUUUUCCAACAUUAACUGAGUUACCUGAAGGUCAUGCAUCACGUAACGUUGUAGAGAUAAUAUUUCAGACAAGCUGGUCAAAGGUUUUUACUGGUCAGAUUGAAAUGGUGUUUAAAGUACAGAACUUGACCCGAACCGUGACCCGGUUUGAGGAGUAUAGAGAGGGCGUGAAGUCUAGGGGUGGUGACGUGGCGGCGGAGAAGGGUGGUGGUGAGGACCACGCGCGUUGUGUUGCGGAUGGGAAUGAAGUGAUGAGGUUUUACUGCUUGGGACCCACUAAUGGCGGCGCGUAUGAAACUGGUGGCGGCGCGUGGAUGUUUUCCUCCGGCAAAGGGGCGGCGGUUUGCACGUAUUCCGGUAGUGGUGUGGCCCACGAGAAUGCUGGUGGUGGUAGGGGAAGAAGGGCUAUGUUGGUUUGUCGGGUCAUUGCGGGUCGGGUUUGUAAACGGGUCGGGUUUGAUUCGUUGAUUGAAGGACGAGUUGGGUAUGACUCAGUGAGUGGGGAUAAUGGCGAGUUGCUAGUAUUCGAUUCACGUGCGGUAUUACCAUGUUUUCUUAUUAUCUACAAAUUGUAAAAAAAAAAAAAAAAAAAAGGGGAAAAUUUCAAAAAAGUAAGAUGUUCUUGGCUUUUUAAAUAUCCAAUUUUUCUUUCAUUUUUUUCUAAGUUCCUAGUGGUAUAAUCUUUUUUAUUUAAAUUUUUUGGGUGUUGUAAUUAUGCAAUAUUGGGUAUAAACACUUCCUUUGGUCUU